Molecule: messenger RNA, 3645 nt
Organism: Symbiodinium sp. CCMP2456
Lineage: Eukaryota; Dinophyceae; Suessiales; Symbiodiniaceae
Source: the annotation of a GenBank genome assembly
AUGGAGUUUGUGGAUUCCCUUCUUCAAGAUAACAAGCCGGUCGGCGAGAUCGACGUAGACCCAUCUUCUUGGGAGGACUUGUUGUUUGAGCCCCCUGGUCCUGCAAUCCAAGAGGCACCACAGAUGCCUGAAGAUGCAACCAGCUCGGAGACGGCGAGCCCCGGAAUUCAAUAUAGCGCCACGGAGAUCUUUUACCUCAGAUCAGACCGAGCACGAGGAAUCCUCCAACUGCACAAGGCGGAGCUAGAAACUGCUGAGUCUAGGGAUGCAGGGCAACUGUGUGAGCCUCUCGAAGCCUUCCUUCCUGAGGUGCCAGAGGAAUCCCAAAUGAAUGGAUACCGGUAUCUGCUCAGGGCCGAAGAACUUUGGAACUUGACGUUGGAUGGCCUUGGCAUGGAUGUGGCAGACGCAUGGAAAGUGGAUAUCCACGCGGCCAUGAUUCGCAAGGCCACAUACAAAGGAGCUCCAGCCCGGAAUCACUCAGACCGGCUGAAAAUACCGUUCGAUGGCCUGUCCCGGGUCUUCAAAUCGGACUCAUUCUCAGGGCAAGCCGUGUGCACAGAGCAACUGAGGGCCUUGCUCUCUCCGUGCAUUACCGAGCCACUCACGAUUGCUUUGCUGCCGAACGAGGAGCACUGUGGCAAGCUUGUAAACUCUUGGCGAAGGAGGGGCAAUCUGAUGAUGCAGGCAUUGAUGUGGCUGUCGCAGCUUGGUUCCUUCUUCGACUGCCCCAUCACGAGACAUUUCGGGACAGAGCGAACAACGUGGAGCCGCUUGCAGAGGAGGCUGCUUCAUCUGCUGUGCCAGGCUGCAGAGCGGGCACUGUGCUCGAUCGCGACCAGCGACAUGCCUCCCGUGCAAGCUGAUUUCAAGUUCCACCCAGCAACGAAGGAUGGCCGCAAGCUCCGGGGCGAUUGCAAACCUCGGGCCGAGCUUGCAAUCGACAGAUUUAUCUCGCGAGGGGGAGGGACCCAGCAAGCUGACUAUGCUUUUGUCCACAGGACAACCUCGGACUUCAUGUGUAGAUACACACGCAAGACGGAGACGACCAUCAAGGAGGCUUUCGCGAACAUGAGGAUCAAAUCUUUGGGGGUCCUUUGUGACUCGUCUCCCAAAGCCAAGAUGGAUGCAUCCCGGCUGCUGUCUCUACUUCUUCCUUCGACUGCCCCGGCUGAAGACAAACUACAAGUGGCAGAAAUGCUGGCAAACUCUCGGAGCACCAACCUCGUUGCCGACCCCAAGAAGGGUGAGCUCAGAAAGAAGUUGCCAAAGGCUUUGAAUGCAAUCAAGCAGGACCGUCUCUCAAGCAGACAGGAGCUCAAAGCGCUGAUCAACAUCUUAUCCCACGUGGGUGUAUCCUUGGACCUUUGUUGGCCCCGGCAGCCACUGAUUCCUGCAGACCCGGAGAAGGAGGAGCGAUUUCUGCACAAGCUCACCUUGGCCUUCCUCUUUGACCGCCAGACUGGAAUCAGCAAGUGGGACACUCCUAUGAGCACGGACCAUGUGAGACUCGUCAUCUGUCCGGACCAAGGAGGCCCAAUGUUCUGCUGCUACCAAUACUUGGCUCAUUUGGGAGCGAGUGUUGCCCUAACCAGGGACGAAUUGCUUCUUGUUUGCACAGUGAAUGUCCGGGUGCAAGCAUGGCCCAACCAUGACAACGUCCAUGGGCAGAGUCACGUCCUGUUCUCCGUGUGUCAAGAGAGCUUCAGAAUGACCACUCUGUGCGGGUGGCUCUUCAGGGCCAAGAAAUCGCCCUGGAAUACCUCCGGGUUUGCCGCCACCCUGGCCGAGGCUCGUCCCGACGAUAUCCUCAUGGAAAUGUUCCAGCGGGACAUCCUGAAAGAGAACGGUAUGGAGGAGACGACAGACAUCAAGCUGAACUUCACGAGGGUAAUGGAAAUCCUCGGGCAGACUGCCAAGUGGUGCUCAUUCUCCCACACGGCCAAGCGAUUCCAGAUGAGUGCAACAUUGCUCCUUAUCUUCUGGUCGGCUAUGGAGGUCGGAAAGAACCCUUUCAAGAUCUUGGAGGACGAAGGGGCCGCCACGCAGAACCAAAAGUCCUACGACAAAACAGUUGACCUUUGUGUGAAGGCUCUAACCAACGAGCUGAGUUUCGGCAUCUUCCGUGUGGCCCGAGUCGUGCUGGAGCCCUUCCGGGAGCUCUGUUUGGAGCUUGUGCCCAGACUGCAGUUUCGAAGAUGCAUCACAUACGAGAGCAUCCUGAGCGAAGCUUUGGGGCUCUACCUUUCGACUGUUCACGAGCUGCUGCAGUACAGCUUGUACCUUCGGUCCAGCCCCCACUGUGCAGCCGGCCUCAUAUCCACAAAAGAGCCCGACGAUGGCAACACCAAGCAGAGCAUCCUCAAGAGAAUGAAAGCAGAAUGGCAAGUCGUGCUGACGAUGGAAUCCAAGGCGGCAUCUGCUGCCACUUUGGCAGCGAAUUGCCACCACACGCGAUACCAGCAUUACCGAGAAGUGAUGGCUUGCAUGGAAAAAAACCAGUAUCGCAUGACGACCGAAAGCAAGGACAUGGUGUCUGCUUGGAGCCCAGACUUUUGCCAAAGUGCUUCCUUGGAAAGCAUGUUUGGAGAUAUGAGUGACGCUGUGAAGCGAGCCGGGCGAGCAGAUUGUGGAGGGUUGGCAAGCCUGCAUGCAGUAGGAGUACGCUGCUUGAAGCACCGUGUGUGCGGGGACUCCUCAGAAAGUCCGAAGCCCGUUCAACUAGGCAAAGAGGCUGUGAGAUUGAAGCAGCUACCGUACAAGUUUCAGGGUCUGCUGCCAGAGCAGCAGCAGGAUGAAACUCGAGUUCCUUGCAAGCAGCAAGAGGACUUCUGGGACCCGUUGCGCCCCGGACUAUCCACUCCAGCCCUCGCCUUGGACCUCGGAAGGGAUUUGAUCCAGCAGCUCCGCUUUGGCUACGACGAUGUAGUCUUGUAUGGCUAUAGCCUGCAUGUGUGCGAGAAGGUCCUAGAGGACAAGUGUGGGUCCUGCAUUCUGAUCAGAAGGGGAUUCACAGAAUUCUCCUUGCUGUGCUACCUUGUGCAAACAAAGCAGAUCCUGCAGACAACAUGCGCAUCGCUGCACGAGCUACUCCGGAAGCACGAUAUCCAGAUGCCGAAGAGCUCGACAAAAAGCCAGCAGAUCAGAAGAUUGCUAAUGCUUGCGGACGUGACGGAGGUAUGUGACCUCAUCAAGAUCCAGGGGAUUUUGUCCAAGCUGGACGAACAAGAUGACAAGAAAAAAAAAAAGGACAGCAGCAAGGACGACGAGCAGCAGGACAACGAGGGCGACAUCCAGUGGGAGGAGCUGAAUGACGAUCCUGCCACCGUGGCCUGCAAGGAGCUUUUGUCAAGGCUAGACGAGGAAGAGGAGCAGGAGGAGACAAGCGAGGGCGAGCAAGAAAGGCCGAGUGCCGCUGGCCGUGAGGAUGCUGAUCGGGUGUCCAGAGCGCUGCUGUCGUGCUCCACAGCAUCGCUGCCGGAGAAGUUGCUGGCUUCCAUGCCUGUCCCUGCGGAGUGUGCCAUUCACCAGACGGUGCACUGUGACUCGACUCUCCCACAUUUCCAGGGACGUUUGUUGAACAAUCGUUGCUUUGAGGGAAAGUCGCUCGGACUUCAUUCAUUCAUUCGUUUUGUUCGCUGCUGA